Gracilinanus agilis (Agile Gracile Mouse Opossum) is the source of this 942-nucleotide messenger RNA. RefSeq names its product olfactory receptor 7G3-like. The record is from RefSeq and is a predicted model, not a curated record. Gene Ontology annotation, molecular function: G protein-coupled receptor activity; olfactory receptor activity. Gene Ontology annotation, biological process: G protein-coupled receptor signaling pathway. The coding region runs from base 4 to 942 and encodes 312 amino acids. Lineage: Eukaryota; Metazoa; Chordata; Mammalia; Didelphimorphia; Didelphidae. Gene Ontology annotation, cellular component: membrane. The transcript has a single exon.
ACCAUGGUACCAGAAAAUGAAACACAAUUCACUGAAUUUAUUCUUUUGGGAUUUUCUGAGAAGCCAGAGCAUCAAGGGGCCAUCUUUUUGCUAUUCUUGGUCAUGUACUUGGUCACUGUGUUUGGAAACCUGCUCAUAAUGUUGGCUAUUGGCUCUGACUCUCACCUCCACACCCCCAUGUAUUUCUUUCUUUCCAACUUGUCCUUUGUGGAUCUCUGUGUGGUAUCUACCACAGUCCCCAAGAUGCUGAUGAAUAUCUUAACACAAAGCAAGGUCAUCCCCUAUGCUGAUUGUCUUGCCCAAAUGUACUUCUUUUUGGUCUUUGCUGGAUUGGACAAUUUCCUCCUCAUAGCAAUGGCUUAUGACCGUUUUGUGGCCAUCUGUCACCCUCUACGCUAUACGGUCAUCAUGAGCCCUAGGCUCUGUGUCCUGUUAGUUUUGCUGUCCUGGAUAUUAAGCCUCCUAAAUUCCCUGCUUCACAGUCUGAUGGUAACACAGCUCUCCUUUUGUACAGACCAUGCAAUUCAACAUUUCUUUUGUGAUCUUCCCCAAAUUCUGAAAUUGUCCUGUUCUGACAACCUUGUCAAUAAUGUCUUGGCAUAUAUUGUUGCUGGAUUGCUUGGUGUUCUCUCCAUCACAGGGAUAUUUUUCUCUUAUAGUCAGAUCUGUUCUUCCAUUUUGAAAGUCCCAUCUGCUGGGGGUAAGUAUAAAGCCUUUUCUACUUGUGGAUCUCACCUUUCUGUGGUUUCCUUAUUCUAUGGCACAGGUCUGGGAGUCUAUUUCAGCUCUUCAGUUAUCCACUCUUCCUGGAAGAGCACAGUUGCCUCAGCAAUGUAUGCUGUGGUCACCCCCAUGUUGAACCCCUUCAUCUAUACCCUGAGGAAUAAGGACAUAAAAGAUGCCCUUAGGAAGAUCAUUAGUAGAAAAGCCUCCUUUCAAUAA